GGGGCUGGGCAGCGUCCUGGGGAGCUGGUGCUCGGAGCCGGGCAGAGCAGGUCUCAUUUAGGGACAUCGAGGGGUGUCAGCUCCGUGUCCUGCGCAGCGAUGGGGACCGGGGGGAUGCCGGGGGCCGGGAGGCGCUGGGCCGGGGCUGUGCUGGUGGCACUGGCGGUGCUGGGAGCCCACGUGGCUCGUUGCACGGAGCCCCCAGAGCAUUUCAUCUACCAGGGCAAUUUUGACUGUUUCUACACCAACGGCACCCAGCGCGUGAGGCUUCUGGUAAGAUACAUCUGGAACCAGCAGGACUACGCUCACUUCGACAGCAACCUGGGCGUGUUCGUGGCCGACACGGAGCUGGGGGAGCCUGACGCCAAGUACUGGAACAGCCAGAAGGAGGUGCUGGAGUACAACCGGGGCGCAGUGGACACGUUCUGCCGACACAACUACCAGGCGAUCACACCUUAUUCGGUGGCCAGGAGCGUGAAGCCCAAGGUGAAAGUCUCCCCAACAAAAUCAGGGGCCCAGGCCCACCCAGACACACUGAUUUGCUCCGUGACGGGGUUUUAUCCUGGCGGGAUCGAGGUGAAAUGGUUGAAGAACGGGCAGGAGCAGACUGCCGGAGUGGUGUCCACGGAGCUGAUGCAGAACGGAGACUGGACCUUCCAGAUCCUGGUGAUGCUGGAAAUGACCCCCCGGAGCGGGGACGUCUACACCUGCCAGGUGGAGCACAGCAGCCUGCCGGGCCCCGUCACCGUGCUCUGGGAGGUGCAGUCAGACUCGGCCAGGAGCAAGAUGCUGACGGGGGUCGGGGGCUUUGUGCUGGGGCUGAUCUUCCUGGCGCUGGGACUCCUCGUCUACCUGAGGAACAAGAAAGGUGAGGGGCACGGCUGGGGUGCUGGAACCAAGUCGUUGUUGGGGCAAAAUGCUCAGCCUGUCGGUCUGUCUCCAGGCUCCCCUCCCUUUCAGACAUCAGUACAAACUGCCGUGGAGUCUGGCAGGGUCUUCCUGGUUUCUCACCUCCUGGGGCUGGGGCUGGAUCCUACUGUUUGUCCCUCCUCUAAGGGGCAGGGCAGAGCAGGGGCCGUGGGUAGGCAGAGCUGUCCCUGACUUGACUCUGGGCAU
Alligator sinensis (Chinese alligator) is the source of this 1116-nucleotide messenger RNA. RefSeq names its product H-2 class II histocompatibility antigen, E-S beta chain. Gene Ontology annotation, biological process: antigen processing and presentation of exogenous peptide antigen via MHC class II; peptide antigen assembly with MHC class II protein complex; immunoglobulin production involved in immunoglobulin-mediated immune response. The coding region runs from base 100 to 1101 and encodes 333 amino acids. Gene Ontology annotation, cellular component: MHC class II protein complex; membrane. NCBI's taxonomy places the organism in Eukaryota, Metazoa, Chordata, Crocodylia, Alligatoridae. Gene Ontology annotation, molecular function: MHC class II protein complex binding. The record is from RefSeq and is a predicted model, not a curated record. The transcript has 4 exons.